GCCAUCAAUCGUGCCUCGUAUGAAGAAAACCGGAAUCAUUCGCGAUUUGUACGUCGUCGAGGGCAAAUCACAUUAUAAUUGAGUGUGUCUAUUAUUUAAUAUGUGAAGAUCGAAUUAUGACCUAAUCAAAUCAGAGAGAAAUUUAAUUGUGUUCGUUUUUUUCGUGCGGAUUUUAUCUUAUUAUUUAUCGUUGUUAUUAUGGGUUGGUUCAAUUAUUGCAACUGUGUUAUGUGAAAAAAUUGCAUACGACAAUUGCAUGUAAACUUGUGAGUUGUGAAAUUAUACACGUGAGAAGCUAUUUAAACAGAAAAACAAAUUGAAAAGUUGUCAAUCAGUUGGAAUAAUAAAAUAUUUCACCAUUUAAUACAACGAAAAGGAUAUUUCAUUAACAAACAAAAGUGCACAGUCUUUAUAUGACCGACGAUAAAACAGAAGAUCUGCGACUAGAUCAAAUCGGACAUCACAAACCGAUUGCAUUGAAUGCCAUGGAAAGUGGUAGAACUGAUCGAGACUCAGAUUUAGGCGACGAUUCACCUAUGUCACAUGGAGAUGAUCAUUCAGAUCGUGAAGAUGACAUGAGAGACUGCGAUUCAAGCGAUGAAGGUGUUAAUGUAAAUUCACAUAUGAAUGGUAAUAACGGUAUGGAUUAUCAAAGAAGUCCCACACACAAUACAGAUUCAUCACAUUUAAGUCAUCAUACACAAUUUCCAGUAAAUCCAUUAGGCAUGUUAGGAAAUUUUAUGGGAGUACAGAAUUUACAAAGUCUUCAAAAUUUACCGAACAUGCAACACGGCGAUGUGCUAGAAAAGUUAAAAAUGCAAGUACGUGAAAUGAAAGUUGGUUUGAUGGAUCAAGACUUUCCACUUCAUUCAUUCAACUCAUUACACACACCACCAAAUACAUCAUUCACAUUGCCGCCAAGUACAAAUCACAGUCAACCGCAAAAUCUCAGUCAACAGUCACAAAACGGAUUUUCGUUUACUCCACCGAAUGCUCCGCAUGCCAAAGAUGGCAAUCCAGGAUCGAAUUCAUCAACAUCAAGUGAAACAUCAAAUUCUUCUCAACAAAAUAAUGGCUGGAGCUUUGAAGAACAAUUUAAACAAGUUAGACAGUUAUAUGAAAUUAACGAUGAUCCAAAGAGGAAGGAAUUCUUAGAUGAUCUGUUUUCAUUUAUGCAGAAGAGGG
Messenger RNA from Bradysia coprophila, 1185 nucleotides. Its product is annotated as protein dead ringer-like. Gene Ontology annotation, molecular function: DNA binding. Gene Ontology annotation, cellular component: nucleus. The record is from RefSeq and is a predicted model, not a curated record. Lineage: Eukaryota; Metazoa; Arthropoda; Insecta; Diptera; Sciaridae. Gene Ontology annotation, biological process: regulation of transcription by RNA polymerase II.